AUGUCGAAAUCCACAUCCAAAAGCAAGAAUGUCAAGCAAGCGCACAUCCACUAUCCGUUGUGGUUUGGCGGGAGUGCGAGCUGCUUCGCGGCCUGCGUGACGCACCCAUUGGACCUUCGUAAGUCAUACGGCAUUUGCACAGGAGCACGAAUGUCACACUGACCUAGCUGUGUAGUCAAGGUAUUUCGCGACUGUCGACACGAAGCAAAAACCCAUCAUUGACGUUUGCGACAGGUUCGACUACAGACGCAACCCGGCGAUGGACCGAAGAAGGGAAUGGUGCAGAUGUUCUCGCACAUCGUCCGAACAGAUGGCAUACCGGGGUUAUACCGCGGAGUAAGAGUGUUCCUUGCAAGUUGCGCAAGGCCAGGUUGGGACUGACGCUCGACACAAACAGCUCACCGCGGCGCUCUUGCGCCAGAUCACCUACAGCACCACAAGAUUCGGCGUAUACGAAGAGCUGAAAGAAGUCUUCAGCGAUGGCGUAAAGCAACCAUCCUUCGGCGCGCUCGUGGCAAUGGCGUCAACUUCGGGAUUCUUAGGCGGAGUCGCUGGAAACCCUGCGGACAUUCUGAAUGUUCGCAUGCAAAACGACGCCGCGCUUCCCCCCGAGCGAAGACGAAACUACAGGAACGCAAUCCAUGGUCUGGUCAGAAUGGUACGCGAGGAGGGCUUCGCCAGUCUGUUCCGAGGUGUCUGGCCCAACAGCACUCGCGCGGUGCUCAUGACUGCCUCGCAGCUGGCAAGUUACGACGUCUUCAAGAGACAGAUUCUGGAGUACACGAGCUUGGGAGACAAUCUCACGACUCAUUUUUCGGCCUCCUUCAUGGCUGGCUUCGUUGCGACGACUGUGUGCAGUCCGGUCGACGUGAUCAAAACAAGAGUCAUGAGCGCUCACACCAAAGAAAGCGUAUUCCAGCUCAUCACGAAGAUCACCGCAAACGAAGGAUUCAUUUGGAUGUUCAAAGGAUGGGUGCCGAGCUUCAUCAGGCUUGGGCCGCACACGAUCGCUACGUUCCUGUUCCUGGAGCAGCAUAAAAAGAUCUACCGGAAAGUCUACGGGUACGAAUAG
Messenger RNA from Lecanosticta acicola, 1072 nucleotides. Lineage: Eukaryota; Fungi; Ascomycota; Dothideomycetes; Mycosphaerellales; Mycosphaerellaceae. The record is from the annotation of a GenBank genome assembly.